GGAUGUAAUUCAACCUGACGUCAUUUUGUAGUCCAUUUGACCUCAGAUGCCGGAGACUCCAUUUGCCGUUUGUUAGCUAAGCUGCUGCUGUAAGUUGUGUAACGAGGGAAACAAGAGGACACCGCUACCGGGAGGACAGUUAUCUAGAGGGUUGUCUCCUCACACAUCACCAACAACUCCUAAACUUUAAUUAUUAUUAUUCAGUAAAGAUGUUUUCACUGUCAACGUCGUUUCAGCCACAGCAGAUGAUAGUGCCCCUCAGCCAGCUCAUCAAUGCCCUCCACUCGCUGAAGAACUCCGCCACCGCUUCGGUCCAGACCCUGCACAAAGACUUCAUUCCAGAGCACAGUUCAUAUCUAAAAGAGCCCAGUGUGAGCCUGAGGGAUCUGGGCCUGUCAGAGAUCCGGGUGAGUCAGCUGGACGAGCUAGUCAGCAGGUUACUGCCGACACCAGGACCUGAAGAACCUCCCGCUGUUCCUUCGAUAUGGAGGUCGAGCCACGUUUCUGCAGACAGCUUCUUUCAUAACAAGCAUGGGUUUUCACACAGAAGGUUGGGGGUUUUUGGCACCCCAAUAUUCCACAGACAAUACCACAGUCCUCUAAAAGAAGCUUGCUCAGAGCUACAAUUCCUGCCAGCAUGGAUCCAGAGUCGAGGUUUCAAGACACUGCAAACAAAGAAGAGACGAACGGAGUCUGCUUACGACGGUCCGGUGGAGUCCGAGUCCUACACACCAGCCUUCAUGAAGGGAUUGCUUCAGAGGGAAAAGGUGCCAGAAGCACAAUCACUGGACCAACUGGUGAAACAAAAGAACCUUCCAGAUAACCAGCAGGAAUCUUUCAAGACAGGUUUCACUGAGGGGUUCAUGAGGUCUCAGGCCUUCACUCAGAGGACACAAGACUCGCUGAGGAGAACCAGGUUGAUCUUGUUGGUCCUCCUCCUUGUUGGUAUUUAUGGCUUGUCGAAAUCCCCAUUUCUCUCGGGUAAAGGCUCCUUUUCUGAUGCUGUGAGAUUCCGCACCACAUCUGGUCUGGACUCAGCUGUCGACCCCGUCCAGAUGAAGAAUGUGACAUUUGAGCAUGUCAAAGGAGUCGAUGAGGCGAAGAAUGAACUGCAAGAUGUUGUCGAGUUUCUCAAGAACCCACAGAAAUUUACUGUUCUGGGUGGAAAGCUUCCAAAAGGGAUCCUCCUCAUCGGUCCACCAGGAACAGGAAAGACUCUGUUAGCGCGGGCCGUGGCCGGGGAGGCUGAUGUGCCUUUCUACUACGCCUCCGGAUCAGAGUUUGACGAGAUGUUUGUGGGCGUUGGUGCGAGUCGAAUCAGGAAUCUUUUCAAAGAGGCAAAAGCUAACGCUCCCUGUGUCAUCUUCAUCGAUGAGUUGGACAGCGUCGGUGGAAAGAGGAUCGAGUCUCCGAUGCAUCCCUAUUCAAGACAGACCAUCAACCAGCUGCUGGCUGAAAUGGACGGGUUUAAGCCAAAUGAAGGCGUCAUUGUUAUUGGUGCUACAAACUUUGCUGAGGCCCUGGAUAAUGCUCUGGUGAGGCCGGGAAGGUUUGACAUGCAGGUGACGGUCCCUCACCCCGACGUGAAAGGACGCACUGAGAUUCUCAACUGGUACCUCUCCAAGAUCAAAGUGGACCCUGCCGUAGAUGCACAGAUCAUUGCCCGAGGCACAGUGGGCUUCUCUGGGGCCGAGCUGGAGAACCUGGUCAACCAGGCCGCCCUGAAGGCCGCUGUGGACGAGAAAGAGAUGGUCACAAUGAAGGAUCUGGAGUUUGCUAAGGACAAGAUCCUCAUGGGCCCUGAGAGGAAGAGCGUUGUAAUCGACAAGCAGAAUAAGACCAUCACAGCCUACCAUGAGUCCGGCCAUGCCAUCGUUGCCUAUUACACCAAAGAUGCAAUGCCCAUCAAUAAGGCCACUAUCAUGCCCAGAGGCCCAACUCUCGGCCAUGUGUCCCUGCUCCCAGAGAAUGACCGCUGGAGUGAGACGAGAGCUCAGCUGCUGGCUCAGAUGGAUGUCAGUAUGGGCGGUCGAGUAGCAGAGGAGCUCAUCUUUGGGGACGACUACAUCACUACUGGAGCCUCCAGUGACUUCGAUGGAGCAACCAAAAUAGCAAAAAUGAUGGUGACCAGGUUCGGCAUGAGCGACAAGCUCGGUGUCAUGACCUACAGAGACGUGACCAAGCAGAGCCCCGAGACUCAAGCUGCCAUCGAACAGGAAGUCAGGGCUCUACUGCAGGACUCGUACGAUCGUGCUAAAAACCUCCUGAAGACCUACAGCAAGGAGCACAAGAAGCUAGCGGACGCCCUGCUAACGUACGAAACUCUGGAUGCCAAAGAGAUCCAGAAGGUGCUGGAGGGGAAAUUACUGGACCAGCAGAUACCUCAGUAGAGAUUUUAGACUCUUGUAACAUGUAUAUAUAUAUAUAUAUAUGAAGCUCUGCAGCCUUUUGGAGGCUUUUCAUUUGUUUGUAUCCCUCUUUAUUAUCAAUGUGAAGAUGACACUGAAAUGAUUAAGUUUCACCCCUUAUAAACAUUUUUAUUUUCCUGUAGAGAAGACUUUUGGUUUCACAGCGAUUUUUAAAGCAUUUAGUUUAUUGGAUGAAAAUAAAUACUUGUUCUCACAGUUUGUUUUGUGAGAUGUGUCAUGAGAGGCUUGUUGUCCUCGACUCUCAAGACGAAUGACUUCUGUAGUAGUUUUAUACAUCAGAGUCAUAUUUGGUAUCAUAACAAGGUUCUCAGGCAAAGGAAUUUCACAGAGAUCAUGGUUAGUUAAGUUGAGAUGAAUGAUUUCAUGUAUGUCUAUGUCUCAUUUUGAACACCAUAGGACCUUAAAGUACCUCAAUCUAGAAUGUACCAUUUGGCUGUAGCAAGGUACAAGUGAUACCGCUGUUCACAUUUUCUCUAAAUGAUCGUCUUUCAGUUGCAUCUAUUUUGCUUGUUCUUAUUUAUUUAAAGUGCCCAAAGGUGUGUUCUCCUUUUUCUGAUAUUAGUGAUAGGCCCUCAUGUCCUAUUCUCAGCUCACAUGUAGCUGAUAAAUGAGGGGAGAUGUGUAUAUAUACUAUAUAUACGUGUGUAAAAAAGGUUGGCUUUGUGCUUCUGUUUGUUCCUUUUAGACAAAGGCCUUCUUGGAGCUCAAAUAAAGGUUACCCUUACUCAA
Messenger RNA from Sebastes umbrosus (honeycomb rockfish), 3158 nucleotides. Its product is annotated as ATP-dependent zinc metalloprotease YME1L1-like. Lineage: Eukaryota; Metazoa; Chordata; Actinopteri; Perciformes; Sebastidae. Gene Ontology annotation, cellular component: mitochondrial inner membrane. The record is from RefSeq and is a predicted model, not a curated record. The transcript is spliced from 18 exons. Gene Ontology annotation, biological process: mitochondrion organization; protein quality control for misfolded or incompletely synthesized proteins. Gene Ontology annotation, molecular function: ATP hydrolysis activity; metalloendopeptidase activity; ATP binding. Bases 210 to 2390 code for a protein of 726 amino acids.